Messenger RNA from Seriola dumerili (greater amberjack), 4312 nucleotides. It is a transcript of the gene ciita, whose product is annotated as class II major histocompatibility complex transactivator. Gene Ontology annotation, molecular function: ATP hydrolysis activity; protein binding. Lineage: Eukaryota; Metazoa; Chordata; Actinopteri; Carangiformes; Carangidae. The record is from RefSeq and is a predicted model, not a curated record. Gene Ontology annotation, biological process: positive regulation of MHC class I biosynthetic process; positive regulation of transcription by RNA polymerase II; inflammatory response. Bases 79 to 3774 code for a protein of 1231 amino acids. The transcript has 22 exons.
AGUUUAUCGCUCAGGGAAUAUACAGGAGUUGAGCGGACCGCAGCAUCAUCCAGCGAGGCCGGUCACGCAGGCGCCAAGAUGCAUGAAGUAGAUCAGGACCAAUUUAUCACCUUAGAGCUCGGAGAUCUGCCAGACGAUUUAUCUGAAUUCAUGAAAGAUGAUUACCUGCCGUUGAUCGACACAGAUGUGCUCUUCGGCGAUGUGUGGUUGAAUGGAGAGGACUCCAACAACUUCAGUGAUGUUGCUUUGCCAACAGAGCUGCCGUGCACAGGCAGCCACCAGCAGAGACAAAAGAACAAAGUAACGGGCAAAACAAACAGUGGGAGAAAAAGAAAGAGAGCUACGACGAUCCUCAAGUCUACCCGGGCACAGCGGCGCACUGAUGAGAACACACCAUCCAAACCAAAGAAACGAAGAGCUGCAGAUAAACCGCAAGGGACAGAUGAACAGCAUGAGCCAGCUGUCACUCAGAGCACUGACACAGGAUUAGAGCAAAAUCCUGCUGAGGCAGCAGGCCUUACCACCACUCCACCAAGGAUCCUUCACCUCCAUCCCCCCAUUCAGUUUAUCUUCCCAGAUUCAGGAUAUGUUCAGACUCUGAGGCUCUCUCCUCCAGUUAUUGGUCUUCCACUCCUGCUUCCAUUAUUAGUUCCUGCUGCCUCAACGCCUUGCAAACGUCAAGUGCAACCACCCUCCCCGGUGGACGGUGCAGUAGCCCCAGUUCAAAUGAGUUCAUCGCCACCGGGAUCCAUGUCAGACACUGCUAGCAAAGCCAUGCCUCCCCUUUGUAACUCACCUGGCUCCCCCAGUAAUGAGAUGUCCCCAUGUAAAGAACCACCUCUACCUCAGUCCCCCACUGUCCUUGAUAUUCCACAGGUUGUCCAGGACUACAUUCAGAAAGUCAAAGCCCACAUGAGCCAAACUUGCCAGGAUAUGGAGGAGGGCCUUACCCUCAGCUCUCAUUAUGUAGAUAUGCAAGUGAGCCGGAGAGAGAUUCUUCGCUCUGGAAAAAGUGCAAACAAAUGCCUGGAUAAGGAGCUCAUCAACAUGGGAGAUACAGAUCGGCAAAAAAGCUUGUUGAGGCAGAGUCAGAUCUUCGAAGGCUCAAAUGGAGAUAAAUCCAAACACUGCAUAUUGCUACUUGGAAAUGCGGGCAUGGGAAAAACCACCCUGAUCAGGAAGCUGUGUCUUGACUGGUCCAUAGACUGCAUCCCACAGUUUGACUUUGUCUUCUUAUUAGACGGCAAAGCGCUCACUUUAACCAAGCCGACCUUUAGCCUUCAGACCCUCCUGUUAAACCUUUCCUCUUUUGCCCCUUCCUGCAUGGACCCCGAGGCAGUGUACGCUCAAAUCCUUGCAGCCCCGAAGCGUGUGCUCAUUGUUUUUGAUGGGUUUGAUCAGUUACGGGACUACGAAAGUCUACUCCAGACUCAAGAAAAAGACUUGAUAGCAUCGUUGCAGAAAGACAGUAAAGCACAGACCUACACAGUAAGACAGUUAUACUCUGCCAUCCUUCAGAGGGUGCUUCUUCCAGGAUGCACGCUUCUCCUCGCUACACGGCCAAGAGGCACUGCCAGCCAGCUUCUGCGGCGGGCGGACAGCUUUCUGGAGGUAUGUGGCUUUUCUCCCACAGAUGUAGAGACAUAUUUGUCCCAGUACUUCACCGAUCCUGCCCUCAGAGCGUCUGCUUUGGACUGGUUAAAAAACUGCACUUAUCUACAUCUCCUCUGCUGGAACCCUGGACUAUGUCGGCUGGUGUGCUUGGUUUUGGAGCAGUCCAAAAGUUUGGAGGACCUACCGAGAACUUUAACCGGGCUCUGCCAUCAAGUGCUUCGUUUGAAAAUGGACAAGGACAAUAGGAGCACACAUUCGCAGGCUGAAGAUCCAACACAAAUAUCUUUGCAGGCUGAAGAUCCAACACAAAUAUCUUUGCAGGCUGAAGAAGAAACCCAGACACAAAUCUCAAGUAAUAUUCAAACAAAAAGGUGUCACAAAAAUACUCACAAGAGGUCCAGAGUACAGGUUCGCACUCGCUCUCGUACCCAAAGAACAAGGAGGGCAAAAGAGAAGGAGGAGGAGGAAAAUGAAGUGGAUGGAGAGGAGAUGAACAGUGGUGGAAGGGAGGCAGAUAGGACAGAGGAGAGAGAGUUGCUGUCCCAGCUGAGCUCUUUGGCCUGGGAGGGGGUCAAAGCCAACUCGUCCAUCCUUCCCACAGGACGAACGUUAUCUGACAAACUCAAAGCUUUCGGCCUCAGAAUGAGGCUCUUCCUCUCUCACCCCCUGAGGACAAGACUGGUUGUGUUAAGUGGUGAAGGGAAGGAAGGAGGAACACAGGACAAGGACGAAGUGGGAGGAGGAGAGAAAGGAGACAGGAAGGGAAACAGAGUUGGGACGGAAAUUAACAACGUUGAUGCCAAUGAUGAUUACAUCGUGUUGUGGGCCAACCCUUUCCUUCAGAGUUACUUGGCAGGUGUCCAUCUGUCUUUGUCGAGGACUUUGUCAGACCGAAAUUUCCUCCAGACUCUCCCUUUCCAGUCAGGCCCGAAGGGACGUCGACGACCUCAACGAGAGGAGCUCGAGCUCACUCAGCGAUUUACAGUUGGCCUCCUUUUCCACAAAAGAACAGAGCUGCAGAGGCUUCACUCAAACACAGAGACAUCCUUUAGAAACAUGGUGGUCAACAAGCAGGCUUUAGUUACAAAACACCUUGAAGGUCUUUCUCAUGGUGACCUGAGUCCAGCCCAGGUCCUGGAGGCAUGUCAUUAUGUUUAUGAAGCGAAUUUCACGCACAGCGAUGGAAGCGGAGGCACUGGCAGCUCACGAUUGGUCACUCACCUGGCGGCGAAUCUCCCAGAAGUCCUGACAUUUCAUGGAGUUCCACUCAACCCACCGGAUGUCUUCACCCUGCAGAAUGUUCUGGAAAGGGGUGGAACUGAAGGGAGAAGUUUCUGCUUGGAUCUGGAGGAUUCUGGGAUACAGGUUUCUGGACUGAGGGCACUGGUGGGGCUCAAGAGCAUCAACACAUACAGGGCAUGCAUUGCUGAUGUUAUCACCCUGUGGGAGCAGCUGGAGCAGAGUGGUGAGGAGGGGCUCCUACGAGGGGCGGUGUCCAAGUUAAAUAUCCACCCUCUGAAAGCCACGCAGGUCUGUCAUGUGGAGCACCUGGCAAAGCUGGUGAACAUACAUAUGCACAAGAGGCUGACGGACAGUUGCAGCCAAUCAGAUUCCAUCCUGGCAGAGGGAGUGCCAGCAGUCAAAGAGCUACACAAGCUGGAGUUUGAGCUUGGUCCAGAGAAAGGUCCACUGGGUCUUCCCAAACUGUGGGAGCUCCUGCCAGGUCUACAGAACCUUCAGCACCUAGAUCUAGAGAACAGUAAGAUAGGGGACAAAGGUGCAGAGAAGCUGGCUGAUGCGUUAGCCUCACUCUGUUCCCUGGAGAUUCUCAAUCUGUCACAGAAUUGUAUUGGAGACAACGGGGUGAAGAAACUGGCGUCCACGCUGAGUGAUCUGCCCAAGCUGCACUGUUUGAGUCUCUACAGUAAUGUGAUUUCUGACGAAGGGGCAGAGAGUUUAGCAGCCGUCCUCCCACACAUGGCGUCUCUCACAGAGCUAGAUGUGAAGUAUAACAAGCUGACAGAUGUCGGAGCCCAGAGCCUUGGAGCCAGUCUGAGAAAAUGUCAAAAGAUAAAGACUUUAAGGAUGUGGAACCAGUGUAUUCCAUACGGAGUGUUUGAGCGUCUUCAGCAGCAGGACAGUCGGAUCCUUUGGCAUUAGAGCAAUGUGAAACCUCUUUACUACAAGGCUAUGAACUUUUUAAAAAAAAAAAUUUUUAUCAUGCAUCACAAUGCAUACACAUUUACACUACACAAUACAUUUUCCAAAGCAUGAAUGCUUAAGAGCAAGAACGAACAGAGUAUGAGGAAGAGAGUCAUUUGCUGCUUUAUUCAAACAUUUAUCUUGUGAGGUUCUUUCUAAGAUUUCAUUCAGUGUGAGAAAUAAUGAAUCCUUUAGCGCCACCCAGUACUGCACACAGUGUAGGGGUGUGUGGUAAUGCCAGAACAAAUUGUAGAAGCACAUUUGCACUAUGAUGUUUGCUAGUUUUUUAUGUUACCAAUUAUAAAUGUUUUUUUUUUCUGUCUGAUAUCAUUUCCCAAGUGGUAUUGAGUUCUGUAUUUUUUUUUGUACACGUGUGUUCGUGGAAACAAUGCCAUAUCUGUUUACAUGUUUCCUGUGUCUGUACAGUUUAAUAGGCUAACAGUCAUCUGACACUUGUUUAUAAUUAAAUGGUGUUAUGCUGUCACCAGUCACAUGU